Molecule: messenger RNA, 1225 nt
Organism: Biomphalaria glabrata
Lineage: Eukaryota; Metazoa; Mollusca; Gastropoda; Planorbidae
Exons: 6
Coding region: 201-677 (158 amino acids)
Source: RefSeq, a predicted model, not a curated record
GUUAUUGAUUAGAUGUAUAGAAAAUUUUGUUUUAACUGACCUGUGCGUGCGUGCGUGCGCGUGUGUUUAGUGAGGACGAAACAAGACCAAUAACAACAACGUGAAAUUCAUAAGAGAUCAAUUUUGAUUGUAUGAGAAGUUCUCCAGUGUCUUGUCAAUUUUGUUUAUGAAUCAUCGACGCACCAAGACAUAAAGGUCCAAUGGAGUUAUUGCAAGCAUCAGCAUGUGUGAUAUUGACAGUGCUUCAUGCAGUUUCUGCGCAGACCACUGACACCCCUUCAAACUCAUCAAUCUUCGAAGAAGCUCUUAAUUCCACAAACAACAGUUCGUCUGCCGUGAUUUCCUCUGACGAUGACACUCUAACUACCGAGAUUACCGUAACGAAUGACUCAGCGGCGACAAAUGUUACGGACUGGGCAACGAAUGGGAUCGAAAAUGACACCGACUCCAGCCUCAACCAGACAACCACCACAAUGUUACCCACCACAGUCACGAGUAAAACGACACUGAGCAGUACAACCUCAACAAGCACUCAAGCUCAAACCAGCUCGUCUAUACAGGAGAUAGUGAAUACCACUCUUCGUACUGAUAGCACAACUGCUAAAGGUGGCAGCACUACACUAAUAGGCUGCAUAUAUUUGAUGGUCUUAUCAGCGGUGGUGCUAGGCUUCCUGUAGCAAUCUUCUCAGACAACUCUCAGGGGAGAUCAUUCAAGAAGGACACAUUCACGUCUGCUGUUUUGAUAUUCUAAUUGAAAAAAGACAACUAUCUCACGUGAAACUGACAGUCUACAUUAAUUUUUUCCGUAACAGCAUUUCUCAAUUCUUUAUGACCAUACUGUUGAUAUCAAUAAUACUUUGUUUUACUCGAUUGUGAUAUAAACACAUUCCGAUUUCUCUGAUAAAGCAUGUUGAGCUGUAAAUUAAUUUAUUUCAUUAAACCAAAACAUAAUAAUUUGAAGUCCAUUUCCCAUUCCACACUUCUAUACCUUCUUUUUUUUUACAUCACAGUGAGUAUAACUGUGCCUGAGAUUUAGUUACAAUUAACUACUAUAUAGACGGUAACACACAAAUGGUCUAGGAUUUUCUUCAUUAUAUUUGGUAUAUUUAUCUGCUUAAGGAAAUAUCUGCCAAGUAUUAGGGGAAGUUAAUCUUAUUAUUGUCUGUUCUGGUCAAUACACAAUUUAUACAUAUAUCUAGAUCUAAACACCAUUCAUCAUUUUUUU